Messenger RNA from Diaporthe amygdali, 1224 nucleotides. RefSeq lists its product as uncharacterized. The record is from RefSeq and is a predicted model, not a curated record. NCBI's taxonomy places the organism in Eukaryota, Fungi, Ascomycota, Sordariomycetes, Diaporthales, Diaporthaceae. The coding region runs from base 1 to 1224 and encodes 407 amino acids. The transcript is spliced from 2 exons.
AUGCCUUCCCACAAUUCGCAAGCAAAGACCAAGCAGCAGCAGCGAGCUGGUACCCAAGGCGCAAAAUCCGCUCCCCCAGUCAUGCAGUCGGUCCCCCGCAACACGACUUCAACCGCCAAGAUUUCGAGGGCUAGUGACGCAGCGUCGCAGCAGCUGCAGAACGUCUCGCGAGGCCAAGGAAAUGAUGACCGAUCCGAGCCACCGCGACCCAGGGCCGCCAGCCUGGCCACAGCGUCAAUAUCUCCAUCGGAGUCUAUCAGCGUCCGGGGCAUUUCAAAUAGCUCCAGCGGGCAGAGCAGACCCGGAAAUUGGUACAACACCCAGGGGUUUCAGAACGGACCCACUGGCUCCUCCGAGCGGGCCUUUGGGGCGGCGAACCGGGUGACAGCGCCUUCCCCAGUUACGACACCGUUUGAGACCGAGAAUCGACGUUCAACGCCAUCUAGACCAGGUCCACAAAGCAGCACCAGCAGAAAGUCAACCACUUCAAAUGUAACUCCAUCAGUGACAACUGGGCAACACCCAUCAUCUUCCUCUGGAUCAAAUCCGAGAAGCAUCGAGCCACUGUCAUCUCUUCUGACACCACCUCUGAGUACCAAUGAAUACCCAUCCUCAUUGUCUCAGCCAAACCCGCAGAGAAUAGUCCGGGGAAGCACGAUGCCGUCCACAGCGAAUGUGUCUAGCCAGCGAUCCUCUGGCGCACCACGAAGCUUCAAUCAAAAGACAGCUUCUGAAGCAAUGGGAGGGAGUUGGUCGGGCUCGAUAGGGCAAGACUAUGCCACGCAACAGCCAGCUGGUGGACAGCUUCCUGUGAGCAUUGGCAUCCCAUCAGCCAACCAAGUCCAUUUCCAUUUCAACCAAGUGGAUAACCGAAAGAUGACGGUCAACAAUAACGCUCCACAGAACGUGGUCACGAACAACAACCAGGUCUACAAUGUAGACAAGAGCAACCAUCACAAUACGCAAGCCCCACAGACCAACACUUACAACAGCCAUGUCCACAACGCAGGAAACACUCAUGCAAACACCACUCAGCAAGCUACAGCAGUACGGCAGUCCUUGUCCUCAAAUACGAACGGGCAACAACGAGAAGUCCGGCAGCCGAGUGAGUCCUUGCCGCUCCGUGACAGGCUGUAUACCUGCACGAAGAAGGUGACGGUAAAUGAGUGGAGCGAUAAGAGGUCUGUCAAACACAAGCAUGAACCCAACGACCGUCCCUGUUAG